AUGUUUGUGACAAUAAUUGCUGGAACGGCUGAAACAGUCCGCACCGUUCAAGUACCUGGUACAGUCACACUCGACAGGAUUUCCCCCCUCCGCCCAGAGACGUACGCCGACCCUCUCAUGGCGCCUUCCAGCAGCAAGCUCUCUCCGACUCCGGCUUAUAUCGAGACCUCGCUCGGUGAACGUUACUUGCGGUACGGCGUCAAUGAAUGUGCACACCCGCUGUGGCCCCGGGGCGAUGCUUUAGUCGUGCUUAUUAUGGUUGAUAAGGACAGCAUUACGGAAAAAAUCGCCCAAUACAAAGCACGCGAGUUACCUACAGACGCGCGUACGCCGGCGGAGGUAGAAAAGGCCGGGUACGUCCAGCUCGAACCCGGUAUGGCGGUGUUCCUACGUAUCGUCAAGACGGAUACCGACAAAGGCACGGACAUGGAUGCAAAAGAAGACGACUUACAAGGGUGGGUCACAAAUGAGGGGAUACUACGCCAGCAUAACCUCGCGACGGACGAGACGAUGGAGAGGAUGGCGAAGACGGUAGAGGAGGUACUGGGGCCGGCAGACGAAAGGUCAGAGUCUCCCCCGUCAUUGGUAGAUCGCAAGUGGACCGGGGGAAUUGCAUUCGAACGUCGCCUGUACCGGGACAACUCCAAGCCGUACAAUCAUCAAGGCAAUCGCUGCUAUAGCAUUGGAUACACGGUGGAAAAGCAGACGGCACUCGCUCAUCCCGGCAAGAACAUGCAGUAUGAUCCGAAGACCGCACCGGAGGAGGACAUCCGAAUUAAACUUCUCCAGACGGUAACCGAAUACGGAGGUCUCGCGAUGAAACUGGCCCCACAAGAACGAACAGACCUCAUGGAGACAUACGGACUCGAACGUAAGGUCCCUCCCUUGGGUCACGAGAACAACAGGUUCUUCUGGACAGGUUGUCAAAUCAACGUGUCGCGUCCCAUUGCCGACGACGGACGGGAUGGCUUCGCGCAAGACUUGGGUCGUGCGGCUGACAUCCACCCGGACGGACAUGAUCAACUAGGCUCAUUUACACAACUUGUCGUACUCACGCCAACACCCGCACAAUGUUCCUCUGCAUUCUUUUUUCUACUAGAAUUCGGACUCUACAUUAUUAUGGAAUACGCAACCACGCUCGCCUUCUCCGGACGACGUCUACACUCCCGCCUUCCGUCUGUCGCACCGAGAGGGAUCCCCGACGUCCCCAAGGAUGUCUAUUCAGUUGUCGCCGUUCUGUAUCAAACCGACAAACUCACGCGCAUUGAAGAAUGCGUACUCAAUGUAUACACCGACCCCAGACGCGACAAACAGAAGCAUGUUCAAGUAACUCCUGAGACGUGGAAACCGGUCGCAGCCAUUGCACGGCACGAACACGCAACGAUCGCUCAAGACGGACAUGUGGUCGGCGGGAAUCGGCAGCCGGAGUACCUACUGACCCUGCUCUCAGGUACUGUUCGACAGGCUGUGAACCACGAUCAGAGGUUUGAGAUACGGAUCGAUCCGGGUACUCUUGCAAGAGGGGCGACGGUAUACGAUCGCGAAACUGGCGAACAAAUCGAAAUCGAUGAAACGCGAGUCGACGUGGCACGUACGGCGGAAAUCACCAAGUGUUGGGAAGAUAUCACUCGACAUCAGCGACUCCUCCUUGGAGGACACGAGGCCGUGGAUGGUCGACUACCAUCGAGAGCCCCCCCACGAGACGUCCGCGUGCCUCAGGCGGAACCAACUCAAAGUCUGAACUUACGUCCGGGUACAAGGAAAGAACGAGAUGUAGAACAGCUAGACGAAGAAGAAGAGUCGGACGAAGACGAAGAGUCGGACGAAGACGCAGCUAGUACCGGAGUCCACCCACGUCCGCGCAAGAGGAAAGACCGUGACGAAGAGACGAAUGAACCGGAGCCGGAAGAAACAAUUCAAGGUAAAGGUAAGGGAAGACAAAUGAAUGAAGAUCUACCAGACAGGCCGACGAAACGACCGAACGACGGAGGAGAAGCAAGCUCCAGUACUAACUCAGGGAGACAGCUGAGAAGUCAGACACGCAAGGAAAACGAGACGGGUGAAGCCGAUACCCUCCAGAUCGAUGAACAAGCCAAGAUUCUCGUAUUACUAGACAAGAACAAGCUACAACAAGAAAUCCAAAGAUUAACUGCCAUCGCCCCAUCCGCCAAGACCAACUUACGGUCGAUAUACGGACUCCCGUCGAUUUCUCAGCUGGCGGCCAUCUCAACAAGUCUGCUAACCUUCGCAUAUCAGGAAUCGGACAACAUAGAAGCAUCGGAAAUGGCAAUGAACUUACCUGGAAUAUGGGCGAAACUCCACAAAGCAGACAAGAAUAUAUCUUCUAUGGCGAUCGUGGACCGUAUACUAAAGCAUACCAUCUUGGUGGGGACCUGGAAAGCCUGGCGGUUUUUAGAAAUCGACUGCCGCAACGCUUGCGAGGACGUACUCUUCGAGAAGAAAAUUAACUGGCUGGCAAAACUGACUCGGACGAUAUACGACCAUCAAACAGACCGACAACCAUACGUCUUGGAGCUCGACAGUCAAGGGACACUACCACAACUGGUGCCGCCAUCGAUAAAGAAGAUCAAACCAACAACGGCGUGUAGAGUCGGGUCCAACGCCAUCGAACACGCGGUCAGUGUUACGCUCGAUACCCUAGGCGAAUGGCUCGGUUAUCCUCGUAAAGGCGGCAAAGAAGCUCUAUGGCGUAAACAAGGGUCUCUCCUCAACAUACUGGUGUCUCUUACUGGCAACUCUCACCUAUUUUUCUUGGAGGAUACCUGGGUCGCAUAUCAAAAUCCGAAGAAAGCUAUCUUCCCCGGAACUUCAGGCCGUGAUAUUACCGAUCAAGUGUGGACAAAACUAGAAGACGUACUAGAACACAAGAUGAACGCACAAGGAUAUGAAGAGAUCAAAGCGCUCGUGGAGGAAGUCGGUAAAGCGUGGUCCCCGCACGUCACCAAACUUCAGGCGAUUCAUCAGGCCAAACAGAACGGACAGUAG
Molecule: messenger RNA, 3006 nt
Organism: Gloeophyllum trabeum ATCC 11539
Lineage: Eukaryota; Fungi; Basidiomycota; Agaricomycetes; Gloeophyllales; Gloeophyllaceae
Exons: 9
Coding region: 1-3006 (1001 amino acids)
Source: RefSeq, a predicted model, not a curated record